Molecule: messenger RNA, 2417 nt
Organism: Dioscorea cayenensis subsp. rotundata (Guinea yam)
Lineage: Eukaryota; Viridiplantae; Streptophyta; Magnoliopsida; Dioscoreales; Dioscoreaceae
Product: heterogeneous nuclear ribonucleoprotein Q-like
Cellular component (GO): nucleus
Molecular function (GO): mRNA binding
Source: RefSeq, a predicted model, not a curated record
GGAACUGCAACGCAGCGAAGCGAAAGGGUGGGUCUCUCAAGAGCAAAGUCCGCCGGUGUCCGAAGAAGCGCUGCGAGAGGCCACCUCUCUUCUUCUCCUUCGAUUCGAUCCUCAAUUCCCAAUCUCUGGAGAGGAGUCUUUUUCUCAUUUUGUCUGUUUGAAUGUGCCGAAAGUCUCCAACAUGAGCAUGUGAGGGAACUGUGAUGGCUUUCGGGAUGUAGACAUUGAUUUGAGCGGAGGAAGCUAUUCAUUAAGUGUUUUGUUAUGUUUGAGCUCCGGCCAGGCGAAGCUGUGGGUAGUCCGUCUUGUUCUGUUUGUAUGCGUUGAAAACCUCUGCAUUUGUUAUACAUUCAUCGUCCAACUAAACUGUAACGGCGUCGGAUGUCCCAUUGAUUCAAGCAGAUGCCGCUUUGGACCAUCAAAUUAUCACAUUUCCCAUCUUGUUUGUGCUUGUUUUUGUUGAAAGUCGCUAACUUUGUCAUGCAUUCAUCCCAGCGGUGAAUUAACAAUGUCUUUCCCAACAAUAAACGAGGGGGCGAGUGAAGACUUCAACCAUGGCAGAUGAUGGGUCGGAUGAAGUGGAUGAGCAAAUUGGUUUGGAUGGGGAUAAUGAUGAAGACUUGAUGGAUGACGAAGAUCCUGUGGAGGAUUACAACUAUAGGGACGGAGAUGAAUAUGCAGAGGAAGAACAUGGGUCUGAGGGUGAAGAGCAAGAAAAUGCAUCGAUUGUUGAUGAUGCUGGGGAUGCUUCUUCCACCAAGAAAGAAGAGGAUGAAGGUGCAAUAGGUGAAGAGAAGUGUGAUAGUGCAAAGGAUGAUGAUGAAAUCAAGAAGCACGAUGAACUGCUUGCUCUUCCUCCCCAUGGUUCAGAAGUUUUCAUUGGUGGCCUUCCACGUGAUGCAAAUGAAGAAGAUCUGAGAACGCUUUGUGAGCCAUUUGGUGAAAUUUUUGAGGUAAGGCUAAUGAAGGACAAAGAUAAGGGAGAGAGCAAGGGUUUUGCAUUUAUAACAUUUACAACUAAUGAUACAGCCCAAAAGGCCAUCGAAGAGGUGCACGACAAAGAAUUCAAGGGAAGAACCUUGAGAUGUUCCUUAUCUCAAGCCAAACACAGAUUAUUCAUAGGAAAUGUUCCAAAGAGUUUGUCAGAGGAAGAAUUAAGGAAAAUCCUCGAGCAAAUUGGCCCUGGAGUUGAGAAUCUUGAGUAUUUUAAGGACCUACAAAACCCAAAUCGCAACCGUGGCUUUAUUUUUGUCGAAUAUUACAACCAUGCAUGUGCUGAAUAUGCAAGGCAGAAAAUGUCCGGUGCAAACUUUAAGAUUGAUGGAAGCACCCCAACAGUUAGCUGGGCUGAACCUAAAAAUGCGGCUGAUGCUUCUGCUGCUGCCCAGGUAAAGUGUGUCUAUGUGAAAAAUUUGCCCGAGAAUGUUACAUCUGAAAAAUUGAAAGAAAUUUUCGGACGGCAUGGAGAGGUCACAAAAGUAGUUCUACCUCCUGCCAAAGCUGGACAGAACAAGCGAGAUUUUGGAUUUAUUCAUUUUGCGGAAAGAUCAAGUGCAUUGAAGGCAGUAAAGAGCACAGAGAAGUAUGAGAUUGAUGGACAUGUUUUGGAGGCUGUGCUGGCUAAACCUCAGACUGAUCGGAAGUCUGAUUUGCAUAAAGCCGGACCUUUUCCAAGCUACCCCCCAUACCCUUAUGGAUAUCCUGGUGACCCCUAUGGUGCUUAUGGUGCCGGCGCCGGUGCCGUUUAUGGUGGAUCAGGCUAUGGCCAGCCUGUGAUAUACGGUAGAGGUCCAACACCAGCAGGAAUGAAAAUGGUGCCGAUGGUUCUUCCUGACGGUCGCCUUGGCUAUGUUCUACAGCAGCCUGGAACACAGGUUCCUCCACCACCGCCACCACCAUCUCGGAGGACUGAUCGUCGUGGUGGCUCAAAUGAUGGUGAAGAUAGGGGAAGUGAAGGAAGCCGAGGACGCCGAUACCGCCCGUACUAGACAUUGAUAAACUCUUCAACUCUAAGCAAAGGAGGAGAAGAAGAAAUGCUGCUGCUCUAUCUCCAUCUGUCACAAUGUUUACAACUUGUGAUUUAAUCCUAACAGUGACAGGAUGUUUGUACAAGUUAUUCUGAGAAAAUCAGUGUUGAACUUAAUGCCGAAAAUCUUUCGAGCAUUUUCAAAAGUUUGACUGCUGAGUUUGCAGCCCUUUUGAGAUCAACUGAUCAUCAUAUGACAAAGCAUCCAUCCAAAGCUUCAGCUUCAAUGGAAGUUUUGUUCUGUUUAAAUAUUUAUCUAUAAUUUACUAUUGAUUUAUUCCAGUAUUAUGAAUCAUAUCUGAUAUUAUUAUCCAUGCAAGAGCACCCUGGUUGUAAUUGAAGUAUUUAUUGAAAAGAUUCAAGGCUGUGAACAACUAAUUUCAUGUCUUUA